This is a messenger RNA of Rhopilema esculentum, 2887 nucleotides long. RefSeq lists its product as uncharacterized. Lineage: Eukaryota; Metazoa; Cnidaria; Scyphozoa; Rhizostomeae; Rhizostomatidae. Gene Ontology annotation, biological process: calcium ion import across plasma membrane. Gene Ontology annotation, cellular component: plasma membrane. Gene Ontology annotation, molecular function: calcium channel activity; protein binding. The record is from RefSeq and is a predicted model, not a curated record.
UGCCGACCAUUGAAAAGAAUCAUCUCUAUCAGAUCUUAGAAAGAUAAAUUUUCAAGCUCUUUCUUCAGGUUGAGGCUGAUCAGUACUAUGGUUUGUUAAUUUUUGGUCAUCUUUGGACUCGGUAUCUUGCUGACGGUUUCCUACAUAAAGAGCGUAAAGUAAGAUGAAUGACAAUAGCGGUUUCUUUGAAUAAGAAGGAAAUUGUUAAUGCUCAAGCAAGUGGAAAAUCCUGGUCAAAACAAAACAAAAAAUAAAGACUCUCAAACAUAAACGUCAUGCGAGCUUAUCGUUAGCAGUUAUGGCGAGAAAACCAUCGAGAAGUACGCCAGUAGAUGAUAAAAAGGAUUACCAACCUGAGAGAGUUCGAAGCACAGCGACUAGCAACAGAAUUGGCCCAAUUCCAGCCGAUGAAUGUAAAGUUAGGGGCAGGCGAGAGAGACCAGGUCAGCUGGCUGUGAAGAACAAAAAGGAAGACAGUUCGACGCCAAAAAACGCAGGAAGUUUUGCACUGUUGGAAUACUUCUAUAGGCUUUCGACAGAGGAUAACAAAGAACAGACCAUCAAUUUACUGUACAUCAAAGCAUUACUGACAUCAGGAGCGGACAUAAACAUUUCUGAUAGCUAUGGACAGACAGUGCUACAUGCUGCGGCAAGAGAUUGGAACACAGACGUUGCUUGCUUUCUGUUAGACAAUGGAGCGCUUGUAGAUAAGCAAGAUGCAUACGGAAGGACGCCGUUGUUUAUAGCAGCUGCUUUGGAUAACCCACAGAUGAUUAGAUUCCUAGUUGCAAAUGGAGCACACAUUAACAAGAAAACGUACGGAGAAAAGCAAACUCCAUUCCAUUAUGCUGUUCGAAGUAAUGCAGUCAGAUCGCUUAAAGAACUUGUGAAACUCGGAGCGGAUGUAUCAGCAGAAGACUCAAAAGGAAGAUGUCCACUUUUUGUAGCUGCGGAAAAUGGAGUUCCAGAAGUUGUUCAGUACCUCCUUGAAAUCGGCUGCCCAGCGGCUGUUUUUAACAAAAGAGGAUACUCCGCAAUGACCUUGAUGGUCGAGAAGAUGCCCAACAUAGCAAUGGAGGCAUUGUAUCAAUACGUGUCUGUUAACACAAAAGCAGAAAGUAAAACGUAUUAUCUGGCCCCGCUUGAGUGGAACCCAAAUGAUCCUGAUGCUGAUCGAGAUUUGAAAACAACUUUGGAGAUGAUUGUCAAAUACAAAGAAAUGGACUUACUACAGCAUCCAGUGAUAGAGAGAUUGCUACACUUGAAAACCAAGCUGUAUGCCAGAUCGUAUCUGCUAUUAUACUUAUUUCUCAAUACGGUGUAUGUCUUGCUAUGGUGCACAUUGAGUAUUCUGAUGUCAGCAACACACGAGCCUUUUCAUUGGAGCAAAGACAAUUUCUGGAAAGUUGCUUUAGCACUUCUUGUGCUUCUUCUAACGCUGGCAGCUGCAAUUGAGCAAGUAUUUUUGGGUAGAGCAGUCCAGAAAUCCGAGAACAACUGGAAGUUGUACAGAAUUGAAAGUCUGCAAGAAGACCUUCGUUACUGUCAUCCACAAUGGCCAAACGAACGGAAAGUUCUUGAAGCUCAAAUCGAGCGAUACUCCAACAUGGUUGGUGACUAUUAUAAAAAUUUCUGGACAUAUCUCGAGUGGAUAAUAUUUGUAGCGGCAGUAAGCUGGAAUAUUUCCUCUGCAAUGGACACAUUCGGGACAGAAUCAAAACAUACGCACACAGCAAUGCAGAUCUUGAUGAUCAUUGUAUUGAUGCUGAAUUUUAUAAAGUUUUUAAAGGCUUGCAGAAUGUACAAAUUGGCUGGACAAUACAUUGCCAUCUGUGGAAACGUCGUCUACGCCCUUGGUCAGUUUGCAUUCCUUUUCUUUCUCUUCUUCAUUCCAUUCAACGUGGCAUUCUGGAUAUUCUUUGGAGGAAAAGAAAAUGGCAAAAUAAUUGGCGAGCGAUACCAACAUUUAGCAAAGGCAUUUGAAAACUUGAAUGAUGUGAUAUACAGCGUCUGGACUCUCACAUUGGUUGUAGGAUUUCCAAUGAAGGCAUUGGUUGUGAUCGAUGCCGUGAUUGGGGAGCUUUAUGUUUGCAUAUAUUAUCUUGUCAUGUCUGUGGUGUUGCUGAACCUUUUUAUCGCCUUAAUGUCGAAUCUAUUUGCAAGGGUGCACAAAGAUGCUGAGAAAUAUGCCUUGUUAGAGCAGGCUAAGACAGUGAUUCUGUGUGACAGAUUGAUCAAAAGAACAACAAUAGAAAAGUUCAGAAACCACAUGCAGUCGUUUUGCAAUCCACUGGUAGAGCCUUUAAAGUUCAGGGAGACAAUAGAAAAAACGCUGCCAGUUGUCAACCUUUUGCAGAAAGUAAAAACACAUUCCCAGGGGUGGACCGAUUUUAUUCUUAAGCAAAGUGGAGAUGGGCCUAUAUACAACAGGCAGGCGACAAUAAACGAGAUCAAGUAUAACCUCACCUUGUUUGAUGUAUAUUCAGAAAAGUUGGAUUCACAAAUAACGGCCUUACAGAAAUUUAAUGUGGAAAACAAGAAGAUCAUAAAAAUUUUGGGUAUGGGAAAUAUGAUGUCAUCAAAAGUGAAGAAAUGAUCAUUGAUGGGAAGAGACAGUCGGGGACAUUCGACAAAGAACAUUGUAUAAUCAUUCUCUGUAAUGGUUUUCAUAAAACCCUAAAGAUAUUUAGAACUAUAACCCGAACAAUUUUCUAGAACUAGUUAAAAUGAAAAGCGUUGUGGAAAUCAAACAGACCUUUCAUUUCAAUUUUACGACUGCUUGGUAAUGAAUUUUGCUUUAACGUUUAUAUUUAUGUAAAAAAUAUCUCGCCGGUACAAAAUUUGAAAAUUGCUUUGAGAAAUCAAACAUUAUACAGCAUAUUUAAAA